This is a messenger RNA of Mastomys coucha (southern multimammate mouse), 942 nucleotides long. RefSeq names its product olfactory receptor 1496-like. The record is from RefSeq and is a predicted model, not a curated record. NCBI's taxonomy places the organism in Eukaryota, Metazoa, Chordata, Mammalia, Rodentia, Muridae. Gene Ontology annotation, molecular function: G protein-coupled receptor activity; olfactory receptor activity. Gene Ontology annotation, cellular component: membrane. Bases 1 to 939 code for a protein of 312 amino acids. The transcript has a single exon. Gene Ontology annotation, biological process: G protein-coupled receptor signaling pathway.
AUGAAAAUGAACAACAAAACUGUCAUCACUCAGUUCCUCCUCCUGGGUCUGCCCAUUCCCCUAGAGCACAAACACCUGUUCUACACCCUGUUUCUAACUAUGUACCUCACCACCAUCCUGGGAAACCUGCUAAUCAUUGUCCUUGUUCACCUGGACUCUCAUCUCCACACACCCAUGUACUUGUUUCUCAGCAACUUGUCCUUCUCUGAUCUCUGCUUUUCCUCUGUUACGAUGCCCAAAAUGCUGCAGAAUAUGCAGAGCCAGGACCCAUCCAUCCCCUAUGCAGGAUGCCUGGCACAAAUAUACUUCCUUAUGGCUUUUGGAGAUAUGGAGAGCUUUCUUCUCAUGGUCAUGGCCUAUGACCGCUAUGUGGCCAUCUGCUUCCCUCUGCAUUACACCAGCAUCAUGAGCCCCAAGGUCUGUACUUGUCUAGUGUUGCUACUGUGGAUGCUGACAGCAUCACAUGCCAUGAUGCACACCCUGCUUGCAGCAAGAUUGUCUUUUUGUGAGAACAAUGUGAUCCUCAAUUUUUUCUGUGACUUAUAUGCUCUCCUAAAGCUGUCCUGCUCAGACACUUAUGUCAAUGAUUUGAUGAUACUUAUUAUGGGAGGACUCAUCUUUAUUAUUCCAUUCCUCCUAAUUGUUAUGUCCUAUGCAAGGAUCAUCUCCUCCAUUCUUAAAGUUCCAUCUACUCAAGGCAUAUAUAAGGUUUUCUCCACCUGUGGUUCCCAUCUGUCUGUAGUGACCUUGUUUUAUGGGACAAUUAUUGGUCUCUACUUAUGUCCAUCAGGUAAUAAUUCCACUAUAGAGGAGAUUGCCAUGGCCAUGAUGUACACAGUGGUGACUCCCAUGCUGAACCCCUUCAUCUAUAGCCUGAGGAACAGAGAUAUGAAGAGGGCCCUAAGAAGAGUCAUCUGUAGUAAGAAAAUCUCUCUGUAAUGG